AUGUUGAACCAGAUCCAGGGCCGAGUCCCCCGCCGCUAUGUUGCGCUCGUGGUCUUCUUUGCCUUUGUCGCCCUCUUCCUCUGGCGUGGCUUUGAUGUCGUGCCUCGGCCGUCCACAGUCGGCAGAUUCAAGUAUGUGCCCAGCAGCUAUGACUGGAGCAAGGCCAAGGUCUAUCACCCCGUCAAGGGCAUGAAGGGGCUUCCGCAGGGCACACCCGUGACCUUUCCCAAGGUGCAGCUGAGGAAGCAUUCGGAGACUGAAGACGCCACUUCCAACGCUCGCAAACAGGCUGUCAAGAAGGCCUUCAUCAAGAGUUGGGAGGCGUACAAGACCCAUGCGUGGGGCAUGGACCAGUUGCAGCCGCUCUCUGGUAACGGAAAGGAAACAUUCAGCGGGUGGUCAGCCCAGAUAGUGGAUGCGUUGGAUACCUUGUGGAUCAUGGAUCUCAAGGAAGACUUCUUCCUGGCCGUCAAAGAAGUGGCGGUGAUUGACUGGGCCACGACCAAGGACAGCAAUACUAUCAACCUGUUCGAGGUGACUAUUCGAUAUCUUGGCGGGUUGCUGGCUGCCUAUGAUCUCUCCCAGGAGCCUGUCUUGCGCGCAAAGGCCAUUGAGCUUGGUGAUGCACUUUAUGCCACCUUUGAUACUCCGAACCGUCUGCCAUCACACUGGCUUGACUACAGCAAGGCCAAGAAGGGUGAGCAGACAGCCGAUGACAGCAUGUCGGGAGCUGCUGGUGGCACCCUCUGCAUGGAAUUCACCCGUCUGUCACAGAUCACGGGCGAUCCCAAGUAUUACGACGCCACGGAGCGCAUCAAGCAGUUCUAUUACCGCUUCCAGAACGAGACGUCCCUCCCCGGACUCUGGCCAGUGACCAUGAACUUCCGCGAUGAGCAGAUAAUUGAGACUCGAUACACCAUCGGAGCCGGCGCCGAUUCCAUGUAUGAAUAUCUGGUCAAGAUGCCCGUUCUUUUGGGAGGACUGGACCCCCAAUACCCCGAAAUGGCGAUCAAGGCGCUCGAUACCGCUAGGGAUCACCUGCUGUAUCGUCCCAUGACUCCAAAAGACGAAAACAUUCUCAUGGCUGGAAAUGCACUGGUGGACCAUGGCAAUAUUCAGCGAUUUUAUGAGAUGCAGCAUUUGACUUGCUUCGCAGGCGGCAUGUAUGCAAUGGCUGGCAAGCUGUACAAGCGAGACGACUAUGUCGAUAUAGGAUCCCGCCUCUCUUCCGGUUGCGUCUGGGCAUAUAACUCUUUCGCCUCUGGCAUCAUGCCCGAGGCGGCAGAUCUGGCGGGCUGCAAGAGCCUCGACGGACCAUGCCCAUACGACGAGACUCUUGCGCCGCUGAGUCAUGACCCGAGGAUCCCUCCCGGCUUCUUGGACAUCAAAAGUAGACACUAUCUCUUGCGGCCCGAAGCCAUUGAGAGCGUGUUUUACAUGUACCGCAUUACCGGAGACCAGGUUUGGAGGGAUACAGCAUGGCAGCUGUGGGAGAACAUUAUCAGAGAGACGGAGACGGAGCUGGCGUUUGCCAUUGUCGAAGACGUUACGGUGAGCAGGGGCACCAACGGCGACGUCAUGGAGACAUUUUGGCUGGCUGAAACGCUCAAGUACUUUUACUUGAUUUUCGACGAUGAAAGUGUGAUCGACUUGGAUGAGUGGGUGUUUAACACGGAGGCGCAUCCGUUCAAGCGGCCGAGAGUCUGAGGACGGCGUUCAAAGGCAUGUCUGGUGAUUUAUAUGCGUAUAGGUGAUGAGGAAGCAAUCUAGGAAACAAUCUGAGACGAGGAUUAUAGGGGU
Molecule: messenger RNA, 1800 nt
Organism: Trichoderma virens Gv29-8
Lineage: Eukaryota; Fungi; Ascomycota; Sordariomycetes; Hypocreales; Hypocreaceae
Product: glycoside hydrolase family 47 protein
Exons: 2
Coding region: 1-1707 (568 amino acids)
Biological process (GO): N-glycan processing; carbohydrate metabolic process
Cellular component (GO): endoplasmic reticulum; Golgi membrane
Molecular function (GO): mannosyl-oligosaccharide 1,2-alpha-mannosidase activity; calcium ion binding
Source: RefSeq, a predicted model, not a curated record